AUGGCAUCCUCUUCUGCCCCGCCGGCCUCCUCCUUGGGCCAGGACAUCAAAGAGUUCUUGGAGAACGAGAAGGACAUCGAGUUCGAGGAGGAGAUCUCUCGCAACCCCUACCGGCUCAAGUCCUGGUGGAGGUACCUGCUGGCCAAGGAGGGCGCUAAGCGCAAGACGCGCAACAUCAUCCACGAGCGGGCGCUCAAGUUUCUCCCCAACAGCUACAAGCUUUGGAACCAGUACCUGCGUGAGAGGAGAGCGGCGGUAGAGGGGAAAUGCAUCACAGACCCAGCGUGCCAGAUCGUGGUCAAUGCCCACGAGCGAGCGCUGAUCUGGCCGCCGUAUUUGGAAUGGGCCAAGGGGUUCGGCGUGAGGGAGACGGCGGUUCGCGUUUUCAGGCGCUACCUGAUGUUCGACCCCGCUCACCGUGAGGACUACGUGGAUUACCUGGAGACGGAGGGGCAGUGGGAGGAGGCGGCCAAGCAGCUCGGCAUCUGCGUGAACGACGAGGACUUCCUGUCGCCUCAAGUGGACGCCAUCAUCCGCAGCGGGCUGUCGAGGUUCACCGACGAGGUGGGGCGGCUGUGGUGCAAGCUGGCGGACUACUACAUCCGCCUGGGUCAGUUCGAGAGGGCCCGCGACGUUUACGAGGAAGCCAUCAACAGUGUGGUGACGGUUCGAGACUUCACCAUGGUGUUCGACGCCUACACCCAGUUCGAGGAGAGCGUGCUCACGGCCAAGAUGCGGAUGGCGGAGGAGAGCGACGAGGACAGCGAUUCCGACGGGUUGGGAGCGGACCUCGAUGAGGACGGCGACGUGGAGCUGCGGCUCGCGCGCCUGGAGCAUCUCCUCGAGCGACGCCCGAUCCUGGUGAGUUCCGUGCUCCUCCGACAAAACCCUCACAACGUCAACGAGUGGCAGAAGCGCGUCAAGCUGUUCGCGGAAGACCCCCGUAAGGCCAUCAUCUGCUACACCGAGGCGGUGAAAACCGUGGACCCCAAGAAGGCGACGGGCAAGCUCCACAAGCUGUGGAUGGACUUCGCCAAGUUCUACGAGGGUCACGGGGACGUGGCGAACGCCAGGGUUAUCUUGGAGAAGGCCACCCUCGUCGCUUACAGGAACGUGGACGACUUAGCCUCGGUGUGGUGCGCGUGGGCGGAGAUGGAGCUGAACCACGAGGAGUUCGACAAGGCCCUGGAGGCCGUGCAGCGGGCGGUGGCGGAGCCGGCGGCGGCGGUGCAGCGGCGGCGGCUGCAGGCGUCGCAGUCCAGGGACGAGAAGCGGAGAGCCAUGGCAGAGGUACCUGUUCAGGAGCGCGUGUUCCGCAGCACUCGCGUGUGGAAUCUGUACCUGGACCUGGAGGAGUCCCUGGGCACCGUGCAGACCGCAAAGGCCGCGUACGAGCGGGCAUUGGAGCUCAAGGUGGCGUCGGCUCAAAUGGUGCUCAACUUCGCUUCUUUCCUGGAAGAGAACAAGUACUUCGAGGACGCGUUCAGAGUAUACGAGAAGCAGUAGUCGUUAGACCAUUGACCUCGCAUCCCUACAAAGCCGGGACGGAGCACGCCGGGUUUUCGCCGGAC
Messenger RNA from Ectocarpus siliculosus, 1571 nucleotides. Lineage: Eukaryota; Phaeophyceae; Ectocarpales; Ectocarpaceae. The record is from the annotation of a GenBank genome assembly.